AUGGCUGAGGUUAUUGGCCUUGUGUCUGGUCUUCUUACCUUGGCCGCCUUUACACAUCAGUCUGUCAUCAAGGUUCAAGAGACCGUACAAAGUUUUCAACGUCUCCCACGCCAGCUCAGAGAACUCCUUUCAGAGUUAGCGGAGCUGAGUACGGUGCUCCAAGACCUCUCUCAGGCACCUGACGGUGACAUUGAAGUGGACCUUUCAGCCCUCAAAACAACGCUAGAACAAUGUCGUCGUUCAUGUGAGGAAUUUGCGCAGGAGUUAAAAGCCUGCAGUUCGUCGUCCAGUCAAGAUAAAGUUUGGUUUCUGGAUUGGGCCAAGCUCACGUAUCGGGGCGGCAACGGAAUUGAAGGCUUUAGGCAGCAGCUUAUUGGAUACAAGUCCACCAUCGUCGUCGCUCUCAGCUUUGCGAACCUCCGUACGUCUACUAUUACCGUCGAAGCCAUACAGUCCUGCCGAGGAUUAAUCGAGACAACAACUAUUGAUUUAGAGGCGCAUCUCGCAGAUGUGAAGGAGAAACUCGAUAUCCUCGCUUGUCGGACCAUUGCCAGUCCUGAGCCAGACGGAGCGACGAUUAAAUACAUAGAAAACGAACGCAUCAGUACAGAAAAGGGCCUUCAGCUUUGCCUUCAGCUUUCCCAGCAUAUUGAUCAGAUUCAGCUUCAAUAUACUGUAGGAGAGGGACACACGCCUAGCCUUCUGGGUCCGCACCCAACUUCGAAAAGGCUUGUCAGCGAGGGGCUCGGUGGCUGCGACGAUACUAUUCAGUUUAUGGUCUCGACAGAUGGCAAACCACUGAAUGGAAAGAACCACGGCGUCGGCUCGAGACUCAAGCAAGCUGGAGGGCAUUUUAAAGAACAAUCUCUUCAGCAGAUUUCCCAAGACUUCACCACAAUCAGUUUGCAUCAAACAGGAGGCAAGAAGCCAGCUAGAAAUGCUUCUUCGCCAGCAGCCCAACCAGAAACCGCAACGGAAUUCCUAGGCACACCAUUCAACGGAAGAGGCUUCACUCUUACACCGAAACCUGAAGUUAGAUCGACUCCGUCUUCUCGCUCUACGACAGCCUGA
Molecule: messenger RNA, 1071 nt
Organism: Fusarium mangiferae
Lineage: Eukaryota; Fungi; Ascomycota; Sordariomycetes; Hypocreales; Nectriaceae
Exons: 3
Coding region: 1-1071 (356 amino acids)
Source: RefSeq, a predicted model, not a curated record